Messenger RNA from Hibiscus syriacus, 851 nucleotides. RefSeq names its product ethylene-responsive transcription factor 4-like. The record is from RefSeq and is a predicted model, not a curated record. Gene Ontology annotation, molecular function: DNA binding; DNA-binding transcription factor activity. Lineage: Eukaryota; Viridiplantae; Streptophyta; Magnoliopsida; Malvales; Malvaceae. Bases 5 to 622 code for a protein of 205 amino acids. Gene Ontology annotation, biological process: regulation of DNA-templated transcription. The transcript has a single exon.
UUUCAUGGCCAUUUUCCUUAACCCAUUUUCGCUUGCCCACGCUUCAUUUGAAAAUUUGAAAGAAGUUAUAUACAAAGAAAGGGAAAAGACCAUGGCUCCGAGAUCGAAACCCAGCCCGAUUAACUCGAUUUCCGACCCGAUUUCCAAGGAGAUCCGCUACCGUGGCGUUAGGAAGCGCCCAUGGGGCCGUUACGCAGCCGAGAUCCGGGACCCGAGAAAAAAGGCCCGAGUCUGGCUCGGCACCUUCGACACAGCUGAGGAAGCAGCGCGUGCCUACGACGCGGCGGCAAGGGAGUUCCGUGGCGCUAAGGCAAAAACAAACUUCUCCGAAAACAACGUAAACGACUUCACGCGCAGCCCCAGCCAGAGCAGCACAGUGGAGUCUUCUUCUUCGCCGCCUCGGGAACUCACUCUCGCCAGCGCGUGUUCUUCGCUCCAUGUGACGGCGAAUCGUCCGGUAUAUUUCUUCGAUGCCUUUGCGUCUACCGGGUCGGGUUGCCCGAAAACCGGUGGUGCUCAGAGCGACUCCGAUUCGUCGUCCUCGGUUGUAGAUUUUGAAGGCGGAUGUCGGCGGAGAGUGUUUGAUCUUGACCUUAAUCAGUUGCCCGUUGAGAUGGAUUGAUUUCUCUAGUUUUUUUUCCACUUGUCGUUUUGAGCUUCGAUCAUCUGCGUUUUGGGCUUUCCUUUAGUCUUUUUUUUUAGAAAACAAAAUGGCACUUUAAUGUAUCAUGUAUGUAGAAAAAUGGUAACAUCUAGUGAUCUAUAGUUUUGACAACCUGAUAAAAUUUUCUCAAUGUUGUUUCUCCUUUAUUAUAAUUAAAAUUUGAAUAACAAUACUAAAUAUUUUCAUA